AUGACCUCCCAAACCGCUUUACACCGGACCAUCUCCUUCGAAGCCAAUGCCCGACUCGCUCCUCCAGUGUCCGCCUACAAUUCAGCCAUGAGUUCCACAAAAGGUGGUCGAAGAAGAAGAUCUAGUAGUAUCAUCUAUCAAGAACCACCGGAGUCUCUGGAACAGAUCAGUGAUCAGGAAGCCCUUCCCAAUCUCAACUCACAAUGGGUCAAUGCCAAAGGUGCCUGGACGAUACAUCCUGUCCUCAUCAUUGGACUCAAGAUCCUCUUUGACAUCAUACCGGGGGUUACUCAAGAGAUAUCCUGGACUCUGACUAAUAUAACAUACAUGGCUGGCUCAUAUCUCAUGUUUCACUGGGUGCGAGGAGUACCGUUUGAGUUCAAUGCGGGAGCCUACGACAAUUUGAACAUGUGGGAGCAAAUUGACAACGGCGACCAGUAUACCCCAGCCAAAAAGUUCCUCCUCACCGUCCCCAUUGUUCUAUUUCUCUUGAGCACUCACUACACUCAUUACGACCUGACGUAUUUUAUUGUCAACUUCAUGGCCUUGAUGGCCGUUGUGAUACCCAAACUACCUCAAUUCCAUCGCAUGAGGAUCGGACUCUUCUCGGAUCCCCCGGACGACUAA
Exophiala bonariae is the source of this 627-nucleotide messenger RNA. RefSeq lists its product as uncharacterized. The coding region runs from base 1 to 627 and encodes 208 amino acids. Gene Ontology annotation, cellular component: endoplasmic reticulum membrane. The transcript is spliced from 2 exons. Gene Ontology annotation, biological process: ceramide metabolic process; intracellular sphingolipid homeostasis; sphingolipid biosynthetic process. Lineage: Eukaryota; Fungi; Ascomycota; Eurotiomycetes; Chaetothyriales; Herpotrichiellaceae. The record is from RefSeq and is a predicted model, not a curated record.